Molecule: messenger RNA, 814 nt
Organism: Numida meleagris (helmeted guineafowl)
Lineage: Eukaryota; Metazoa; Chordata; Aves; Galliformes; Numididae
Gene: C8HXorf65
Product: chromosome 8 CXorf65 homolog
Exons: 6
Coding region: 217-765 (182 amino acids)
Source: RefSeq, a predicted model, not a curated record
UCGAGAGGUGGCCCUGAGGCACAUGGUCAGUGGGCAUGGUGGGGGUGGGCUGGGGGAUCCUAGAGGUCUUUUCCAACCUGAAUGCUUCUGUGAUUCUAUGAUUUUGGGAGGACUGGGGGGGGAACUCCAGAACACCAGCCCCCAGAAUCCCCCUCCCACCUCACAAACACUGUGGGGCAGCACCAGGCUCCACGUUCCCAUCCCCACAACGGCAGGAUGUUCAUCUACAUCACUCACGGUGACAACGAGAGCUUCCUGGCCAACACCAAUUGCCCCGUGCUGCUGCUGCUGUCUCACCUGCGCAGCAAGGUGGGGGUCCCCCCCAACGAGGUCAUCGACCUGUGUGACAAGGUGGGCAGCCCCAAGAUGCUCUUCCAGGUGAAGACCAUGCAGGACAGGGCCAGCGACUUCCUCCUGGCACGUGGCACCUACUACGUCUGUAGGGUUGAGUUUGGUGCCCCCGGCACUGCGCAGGAGCAGACAGCACAGUCCUUCGUGCCCCUCCUGAAGAACCCCAGCAUGGCGCUGACCGAGGCAUUGCGGCUGCAUGGGCAGCACCCACAUCGGAAGCUGCUCCGCACCCCAAAGACGCCGGAGGGCAAGAAGGGACCGGCUGCCGAGACACUGCCCACUGCUGCCCGCACCCAGGGAGUGGGCAAGGCAGCAGGGAGAGGCGCAUCCCGAUCCCGGGAGGAGCAGCAGGGUCCCCCCCGCAAGACCACGAUGGCCCCGGGGGGCCGGCAGCAUCAGGCGCGGCAGCGCUGAGCCCCAAUAAAGCCGCGCUCCGCACUCAAGCCGCGGCCGUGCCACGUGG